Molecule: messenger RNA, 1148 nt
Organism: Postia placenta MAD-698-R-SB12
Lineage: Eukaryota; Fungi; Basidiomycota; Agaricomycetes; Polyporales; Adustoporiaceae
Exons: 3
Coding region: 1-1026 (341 amino acids)
Molecular function (GO): acyltransferase activity, transferring groups other than amino-acyl groups
Source: RefSeq, a predicted model, not a curated record
AUGCCUUCUGCUCUGACAUCUCCUCAGAUCACCGUCUACCAUUCUGCUGCCGAUCUCCCGGAUAGUAUCUGGGAGAUGUUCCAUGCGCAUGCGCGGAGCGCCAACAUCGUCUUCCCUUAUGCAAAAAAGGCACGGCGAGCAGUGAGCUCCCGCACCGAAGGAAACCUUUGGAUCGUAUGCGCCUCGCCUCAACCCGGAUCAAGGACCUCAAUUGACUUCGUGCUGUCGUGCACUGAGGGCCCUUUGGGCCCUUACCCGAUCUUCAUCUUCACUCCGAUCCCUACUAGCCAACUGCGACCAGAGUUCUUCACACCCCGCAUCCACCGGCUCGUUUGUACACUGAAGGAUCAUGUUCCUCCUGAACGUGUCUUCUCCGUGUUCGCUCUCGAUGUUGUGACGCGCACGUUUGCUACUUUCUGGACGAAAGAGACUGGGAUUCCUCUCGAUCGUGAUUCAGAAUAUUACUGGGCCAACUUCACUUAUUGCACGAGGCAGACGUACAAGCCUCGUCAACACACUUUGUUGCCAGACAUAGUAUACGAUCUGCGGCCCGCCGUCGAGAGAGAUGUCCAGCAGGCAGCAGAGCUGUGCUACGGAUUUGCUGCCGCAUCGGAACCAUUCACUUUGACCCAAGAUGAAGCCAUUGAGGAAGCUGCGAGGCUCAUCCGCGAGGGUCAAUUGUGGGUGCACGAGAUAACGGCACGUGGGCAAGCCCCAGAGCUCGCUUCUGUCGUCGCGGUGACACGGACGAGCGAGACCGUGGCGGGGAUUACAAAAGUGUAUACCAACCCGAAAUGGAGGCAGCGUGGAUGCGCCGAACGGCUCACACGAUUUGUGUGCAAGCAACUUCUUCAAUCGAAGGAGAGCGUGGUGCUUUACGUAGCACACAACAAUCCCGCGGCGGCCAAGGUAUAUGACCGGGUGGGAUUCGUCGGACUGUCUUCUAGAAAUGGCCCCAUCGAAGGCGUUGACUCUUGGCUUGAGCUAGGAUUUGAUCGCCAUCUCGUAGAACUAGGACAUUGGUGAGGACACGCACAUUCGAUAUCCGGCUACAUAUACGCUCUAGUAUCAUUAUUCUACUCACACCCUUAUCGUCAUAUUCUUUUGUACUGAUUGCAUGUAUUAGUCUAUCAUCAUCACCGUAAUAU